This is a messenger RNA of Vollenhovia emeryi, 8272 nucleotides long. It is a transcript of the gene Ufd4, whose product is annotated as E3 ubiquitin-protein ligase HECTD1. The transcript is spliced from 21 exons. The coding region runs from base 534 to 8216 and encodes 2560 amino acids. Gene Ontology annotation, biological process: protein K63-linked ubiquitination; proteasome-mediated ubiquitin-dependent protein catabolic process; anatomical structure development. Gene Ontology annotation, cellular component: nuclear speck. Gene Ontology annotation, molecular function: metal ion binding; protein binding; ubiquitin protein ligase activity. Lineage: Eukaryota; Metazoa; Arthropoda; Insecta; Hymenoptera; Formicidae. The record is from RefSeq and is a predicted model, not a curated record.
UUCCGUAGAGUCGCGACGGUAUAUUGAACAAGUAUAUUAUGAAGCAGAUCGCGCGGAGACGGAGACGGAGACGACGUAUUCUCUCUCGCGACGUAUAAAUUCGCGUCCAUAUCUCUUUUACAUGCAAGUUCGGCUUACUGCUCAUUAAGCGUGGCGAGUGGCGAGUGGCGAGUGGCGGGUGGCGGGUGGCGACUGUUGCGACUGUGUUGCGAGUUGCGUGAUUCCAGUCUACAUCGAGCAUGAACGUCACAUAUGUAAAUGGCGAGGAGUGUAUGUACGUGACGUAUCGACGAUAUAAAAAGGAGAAAUUAUUUGCGGUGCGAGUGCUUUGUUAAGUCGAUCCGUUAACAGCCAACGCAGCUCGCGCGUUGUUAACGGAUGAGAUAGACGAUCUGUAUGAUUUUCCGUGUCGGUGGACGACACUUGUGCAAGAGGAUGCCGAGUUGACCUAUCACGAAGAAUGGAAUGCCUUGUACAACGAGUAUUGAAAUAAAAUCGAUCCGUUCGGUUUUCUAGCUAUUCAAAGUUGUAAGAUGGCGGAAGUUGAUCCCGAGACUUUGCUAGAAUGGCUCAGUAUGGGGCAAGGAGACGAGAGGGACAUGCAGUUAAUCGCAUUGGAACAAUUGUGUAUGCUGUUACUCAUGUCCGACAAUGUGGAUCGUUGCUUCGAAUGCUGUCCUCCGCGGACCUUCCUCCCGGCUCUCUGCAGAAUCUUUCUGGAUGAAUUGGUACCAGAUAGCGUGCUCGAAGUGACCGCUCGAGCCAUCACGUACUACUUGGACGUCUCGGCGGAAUGUACGCGCAGAGUGGUCGCCAUGGAGGGUGCCGUAAAGGCUAUCUGCAGUCGCCUCUCUGGCGCUGGACUCGGCUCCAGGGUCAGCCGAGACUUGGCGGAGCAAUGUAUAAAGGUAUUGGAACUUGUGUGCGCGAGAGAGGCGGGUGCCGUGUUCGAGGCUGGUGGUCUGCCUUGCGCCUUGUGUUUCAUCCGAGAGCACGGAGCGCGCGUACACCGGGACACGUUGCACUCGGCGAUGGCAGUCGUUACUCGAUUAUGCGGCAAGGUUGAACCUCAAGAUAAGGCUCUGCCCGAUUGCGUAGAGGCUCUAUCGGUUUUACUGAGGCACGAGGACGCACAUGUCGCCGACGGGGCGCUUCGUUGCUUCGCCUCGCUGGCCGACAGAUUUUCCAGAAGGGGAACGGAUCCCGCGCCGCUGGCAUCCAACGGAUUAGUUUCUGAACUUUUGUACCGACUAUCAAAUGCAGCAGGCCCUGGCACAUCCGCCACGGCAACUUGCAGCAACCCAAAGACACCCCCGCCAUCCAGUACCGUGAGCACAGUUCCAACUCCGGAACCAAAGUCCUGCGCCUCUGUCUCGACCAUAAUCAGCCUCUUGUCGACCCUUUGCAGAGGCUCACCGUCCAUCACGCACGAUCUCCUACGCUCGGAAUUGCCAGACGCGAUAGAAAAGGCACUAAAGGGAGACGAGCGAUGCGCUCUUGACUCCAUGAGACUGAUCGACCUUUUACUAGUCUUACUGUUCGAGGGCAGAUCGGCGUUGGGACGUAGUACUAGCGGCGGCCCGUCUGGCCCCUUGCUACCAAGACUGAGACGUUUGGAUAGCGCCGGAGAAAAGUCCCACAGGCAAUUGAUCGACUGCAUACGUUCCAAGGACACGGAUGCGUUGAUCGAGGCGAUCGACACGGGAGGGAUCGAAGUUAACUUUAUGGACGACGUCGGACAAACCUUACUCAAUUGGGCUUCGGCAUUCGGCACGCAAGAGAUGGUCGAGUUUCUCUGCGACAGAGGAGCGGACGUAAACAAAGGUCAACGAUCGUCCAGCUUACAUUACGCGGCUUGUUUCGGAAGACCGGCUAUCGCCAAGGUUCUCCUCAGGCACGGUGCCAAUCCUGAUUUGCGGGACGAGGAUGGUAAAACGCCUCUGGAUAAAGCCAGAGAACGUGUCGACGAAGGACACAGAGAGGUAGCAGCCAUUUUACAGUCGCCUGGAGAAUGGAUGUUGCCACCGAGUCAAGAGCAUAGGAAACUUGAGACGGAAGUGGAAGAAUUUACGGAACCCAAGGGCGAUCCUGAAAUGGCGCCUGUUUACCUGAAAAGAUUGUUGCCGGUGUUUUGUGCAACUUUUCAGUCGACUAUGUUACCAAGUGUUAGAAAAGCGAGCUUAAGUUUGAUUCGAAAAAUGGUGCAUUACAUCCAGCCAGAAUUGCUCAUAGAAACUUGUGGAUCUGAUAGAACCGGAGGAUGUGGAGCUAUGCUCGUAGAAGUAAUUGCCAAUGUUUUGGACAAUGAGGAAGAUGAGGACGGUCAUUUGGUUGUCUUGCAAAUGAUACAGGAUCUGAUGAUUAAAGGCAAAGAUGAAUUCUUAGAACAUUUCGCACGUUUAGGAGUAUUUUCAAAAGUUGCCGCUUUAGCCGGACCACAAGAGACUACACCCGAGCCAGAAGCAGAAUCGAAUCAAGUGGGAGAAGAGCAAAGAAUGGAAGAUGCGAAAGAAUUGUUAAUAGGAAGAGCGUAUCAUUGGAGAGAUUGGUGCAUAUGUCGAGGACGUGAUUGUCUUUACAUCUGGUCCGACGCGGCAGCUCUAGAACUAUCGAAUGGAAGUAACGGAUGGUUUAGAUUUAUCCUUGACGGCAAACUGGCAACUAUGUACUCUAGCGGAAGUCCAGAAGGUGGAACGGACACAUCGGGAAAGGGGAGGAACACAGAGUCGCUUACCACUGAAGAAAAUCGUGGGGAAUUUCUAGAGAAACUACAGAGAGCGCGUAGUCAGUUGAAAGUGAAUUUUGUAAGUCAGCCUGUGCUCUCUCGGCCUGGCACCACACGUCUGGUCGUAGGAAAUUGGGCAUUAUCCAGCAGAAAAGAGAGCGAAUUGUGUAUACAUAAUAGCGAUGGCCAACAACAGGCGACCAUUCUAAGGGAAGACUUGCCAGGUUUUAUCUUUGAGUCAAACAGAGGUACUAAGCAUUCCUUUACAGCGGAAACGAGCUUAGGUCCAGAAUUCGCAGCGGGUUGGACUGGCAAAAGGGGCAAGAGAUUAAGGUCAAAGAUCGAAGCGAUUAAACAAAAGGUAAAGGUACAGGCGCAGGAGAUAUACGAGCGUUACUUCAAAGCGGCACAAGCACAACCACGCGGUGUAGUCGCUAAGCUCGGUGCCAUUGUCAAUCAGAUAGAGAGAGCGUCUCAGAAGCAACAAUCUGGAAGUCGCGAAUGGCGCAAUAUAUUGCAAACUGCGUUAGAACAGCUGAAAGUAUUGUUGAAUGAGGAGGGUCGAGUGUCCGCGUACGAGCUACACUCGAGUGGUCUUGUGCAGGCGUUGCUCGCCUUGCUGGCUGCGCCUCCUGGACCCUCGCCCCCGACCCUGAGAGCGACCAAGCUCAGAAUGCAAAGGAUAACCGCGUUCAAGAGCUGCUUCCAAACCAAGGACACGAAUAAGGAGCCUAACUCGGCGAAAAUUUUAGUCCACAAGUUGGUCUCGGUGCUGGAAUCGAUAGAAAAGUUACCGGUAUAUCUGUACGACACACCCGGAUCGGGCUACGGCUUACAGAUCUUGACAAGGAGAUUACGCUUCCGACUGGAGAAGGCUUCUAGCGAGAGCGCGUUAAUAGACCGAUCCGGUCGUAGCUUAAAGAUGGAACCGUUGAGCACGAUACAGCAAUUGGAGAACCAUCUGUUGAAAAUGGUAGCCAAGCAAUGGCACGACCACGACAGAUCGACGUUCGCGUUUGUCAAGAGAUUAAAGGAAGAAGGUAGAAUAACGUUCAAGUAUCAGCACGAUUUCGACGAGAACGGCUUGCUAUAUUGGAUCGGAACGAAUGCUAAAACUUGUUCCGAAUGGGUGAAUCCGGGCCAGUACGGUCUAGUCGUCGUGACGUCGAGCGACGGACGAAACCUGCCGUACGGCCACCUCGAGGAUAUACUCAGCCGUGACCCGUCGGCAUUGAAUUGUCACACCAACGACGACAAACGGGCGUGGUUCUCGAUAGACCUUGGCGUCUGGAUUAUCCCGAGCGCAUACACCUUGAGACACGCGAGAGGAUACGGUAGAAGCGCCUUGAGAAACUGGAUGUUUCAAGCGUCCAAGGAUGGCAUCACCUGGAUUACGUUGUACGCUCAUGUAGACGAUUGCUCUCUAAACGAGCCAGGUAGCACGUCUACCUGGACGUUGGAGCCACCGGGCGAGGAGACGCAGGGCUGGCGGCAUCUACGUCUACAGCAAAUUGGGAAGAAUGCGUCCGGACAAACGCAUUACCUGUCCGUGUCUGGCUUCGAGGUUUACGGAGAGGUCACUGGAGUAUGCGAAGAUUUAGGUCGCGCAGCGAAGGAGGCCGAGGCCGGCGUGCGGAAGCAACGGAGGUUUAUCAAGACGCAAGUUCUCAAACAUUUAGCUGCGGGGGUUCGAGUCGCUAGAGGUCUAGAUUGGAAAUGGAGGGAUCAGGAUGGCGUACCACCAGGCGAAGGUACAGUCACGGGAGAAUUGCACAACGGAUGGAUAGACGUAACGUGGGAUCACGGUGGAUCGAAUUCGUACCGGAUGGGUGCCGAGGGAAAGUACGACCUCAGAUUGGUUGGCGCUGGUCUCGACACGGACAGCGCCGCAAAAUGUAAGAGCGGCGGGGGCGUUUUGACGGGUCGAAAGUCAAACAGUACUCCUAGUCUACCCGAUUGCACCGAUACCGCUAUGCGUGGCUCGGUAGCUUCUACGGAUCAAGCCGCGAGCGCGGAUAAUCUAGCGGCAAAGCAGGCUGCCGAAUCGAUAGCCGAGAGUGUGCUAUCGGUGGCCCGUGCGGAAGCAGUGGUUGCCGUGACCGGGGAGAGCGGAGCGAACUCGACGAGCGAGCUUUCCGUCGUAUUGCAUCCUAGACCGGACACGACCGUUACUAGCGAUCUAGCCACUAUCGUCGAGAGCCUCACCCUCAAUACGGACUGCCCGGUUAACAGCACUAGUAACCGGGCGUCCAGUUCGAAACCACUUUUCGCCACGGUACGAGGAAACAAGGCUAGCGGAGGCUUGCUGAGUUUGGAAACCGCGGAAGUUCUCGACCGUAUGAGAGAAGGUGCUGACAGAUUACGUAACAAUACCAACAGUUUUCUGAGUGGUGAGCUACUUGGUUUAGUUCCCGUUAGAAUCAGCGUCUCCGGCGAGUCGGAGGAAAACUCGUUGAGGAUUAAAUCUGUACCGAGACAUCAUCCUACUGGGAUCGCGGAUGUUGCUAAAGACUGUACUCGAGAGAAAGAAGCUAGCUCGUCUACGCAAAAUGCAACGGGCGGUUGUCCUGUUGUGGUUACCAAUCCCAUGUCGGUAUCUGUGCCUAAUCUCGCUUGUUCCGAUGCUAACAAUACCUUGGAAUCAACAGCUGCUACUGGUUUAUUGGAAACUUUUGCCGCAAUGGCGCGAAGACGAACAUUAGGACCUGCGGGUGGGCAGCAUCUCGCCUCAAAUUCUAAUACGAGUUGUAAUCCAAUUCGAGGACCGAAUUCUGUAUCUAGUCUCGUACGAUUGGCACUCAGUCCCAAUUUUCCUGGUGGUUUACUUAGUACGGCGCAAAGCUAUCCAAGUUUGACGAGUAGCGGACAAGUAGCCGGUAGUGGCGUCACUACGACAACUGGACCAGGUUUAGGACAAGCGCUUACCAUGUCUCUGACUAGUACAAGUAGCGAUAGCGAGCAGGUCAGUCUUGAAGAUUUCUUGGAAUCCUGCGGAGGUGUAGCGACUUCUAGCACUGGAGGAGGUCGUACUACCGGUGGCCCUACGCUUUUGACCGAGUUGGAAGAUGACGAGGACGGUGUCCUGGAAGAGGAAGAGGAUAAUGAAGAAAAUGAUCAAGAAGAGGAAGAUGAAGAAAAUGAGGAAGAAGGUGACGGCUGCGAAGGCGAGUACGAAGAAGUAAUGGUAAGUCGUAAUCUCCUCGCGGCAUUCAUGGAAGAAGAAGCACCGCAGAGUAGCAAGAGGCGCGCAUGGGACGACGAGUUUGUAUUGAAGCGUCAAUUUUCCGCUCUUAUUCCUGCUUUCGAUCCACGUCCUGGCCGAACCAACAUCAAUCAGACGACGGAUUUGGAAGUUCCCCCUCCUGGUAGCGAAGCGCAAGUCAACAGUCGCAUCGGGUCGUUGCCUAUGCCUAGACUUUCCUUGUCGUUGAAAGGACCAGGUUUCCCAGGCAUACCGGAUGUCGAGAUAUCGCUUUCGGACGCGCACGCUAGUAUUUUCCAAGCGGUCCAGGAACUGAUGCAGUUAACCGAAUUGGGCAGCCGUCAGGAGAAGUUGAAAAGGAUAUGGGAACCAACCUACACAAUAAUAUAUAAAGAAGCGAGGGACGAGGAAUCGUCUGGCAGAGCGACCCCGAUCGUCACGCUGUACUCACGUAAUCCGACGCAAAACGCAAACGCAUGCACCGUCGAGGAUGUUCUACAACUGUUGAGGCACGUAUUUGUUCUGGGCACUAUCCGGGACGAGGACGCCUCGACGGAGCAGGACGAGUCGAACGACACGACCUAUUGGCUUCACCCGGAUGAUUUUACAUCGAAAAAGAUCACCAACAAGAUCGUACAGCAGAUUCAGGACCCGUUGGCUCUGGCCGCCAGUGCGCUGCCCAAUUGGUGCGAGGAGCUCGCGCGAAGCUGCCCGUUUCUACUACCUUUCGAAACGAGACGACUCUACUUCAGUUGCACCGCUUUUGGUGCUUCGCGAUCAAUCGUAUGGUUACAAACGCAACGAGACGCGAUCCUCGAGCGGCAAAGGGCACCGGGUCUAAGCCCACGGCGCGAUGACAGCCACGAAUUUCGUGUCGGCCGGCUCAAGCACGAAAGAGUCAGCGUACCAAGGGGAGAGAAGCUGUUGGAUUGGGCGGAGCAAGUGUUGAAGGUGCACGCGAGCCGCAAGAGCAUACUCGAGGUAGCGUUCGUGGGAGAAGAGGGCACCGGUCUCGGGCCUACCUUGGAAUUCUUUGCACUAGUCGCCGCGGAAUUGCAACGCAAGGACCUUGGGCUCUGGUUAUGCGACGACACCGCCGACGACAACGCCACGCGAAUCUCAAACGAGGAGCAAACGUGCGUGCCCGGAGAGAAGAUUCGGCCUGCGGGAUAUUACGUGACGCGUGCCAGUGGCUUGUUCCCAGCCCCAUUGCCACAAGAUUCGGCAGGUUGCGAUCGCGCUGUUCGAUACUUCUGGUUCCUAGGAGUCUUCUUGGCAAAAGUUCUCCAGGAUAAUAGAUUAGUAGAUUUACCGUUAUCCCGUCCAUUCUUAAAAUUAAUGUGCCGUGGUGAUAUCUCGAACAAUGUUAACGAAAAGAUCGGUCUUACCGGCGUUACGCAGGAGAGCAUGUCAUCCAGUAUGUCUAGUAGCUUUAUAUCGGAAGAAGGAGAAAACGAUGCAGCAUACUCGUCGUUGGAACCUUGUCCAUGGUACGCCGGUUUAUUGGACAUAGAGGACCUCGUUGAAGUAGAUCCUGUAAGGGGAGAAUUUCUCCGAGAGAUACAAAACGCGAUCGCGAAGCGCGACAGAACCUUUUCCGAUGGACCAAGCUCCACUGACGAAGAAACGUCGUUAUACAUUACUCAUCCAUCGGGUACUUCGGUAGCUAUCGAAGAUUUAGCAUUAACCAUGACGUAUUCACCAAGUUCGAAAGUUUUUCAACACGAUCAAGUGGAAUUGGCAGAAGGUGGCUCGGACGUUGCAGUAACGAUAGAGAAUGCGAGGGAAUACGCGAACCUUACGAUCAAUUACUGCCUUAACCAGGGAAUUUAUAGACAACUCGAAGCCUUCAAGUCGGGCUUCUCAAAAGUCUUUCCGAUGGAAAAGCUCCAUGUCUUUAGUCCAGACGAGAUGAGAGCGAUGCUUUGUGGCGAACAGAAUCCACAAUGGACGAGAGAAGAUUUGCUCAAUUACACCGAGCCAAAACUAGGAUACACAAAGGACAGUCCUGGUUUCCAAAGAUUUGUCAACGUGUUGUUAUCAUUGACUGGCUCCGAGAGAAAAGCGUUCUUACAAUUUGCCACCGGUUGUUCGGCUCUACCUCCAGGAGGUUUGUGUAAUCUACACCCCAGAUUAACUGUCGUGCGGAAAGUGGACGCUGGUUCUGGUGGUUAUCCUUCUGUUAACACCUGUGUUCAUUAUUUAAAAUUACCGGAAUAUCCUACCGAGGAACUCCUAAGAGAAAGGCUAUUGGCUGCUACCCGAGAAAGAGGGUUUCAUUUGAAUUAAAUUUAUGCUUUUGUCCCAAAAUUCAAUCAAAUUAGUUGUAGAGAUUAUGUGAAAAC